AUGCGACGAGUGCGCGAGUGCACCGAGAAUACGCAGCGCACCUAUGACAUCCUCCAUUCGGAGCUGCAGCGCUGCCAGGCACUGCGCAGCCAGAACCUCAAGACGUUCAUCGAGCAGCUGCGCGUCGAGAUAAGCAAGUGGUGGGAUCUAACGCUCAAGAGCCAGCAGGAGCGCAAGCGUUUCUCCAACUACUACAAUAAGUAUUACAACGAAGACCUGUUGGAGCUGCACGAGCUGGAGCUGGAUGAUCUGAAGAGCUUCUACACGUGCAACAAGGAGAUUUUCGAUCUGUACGAGAGCCGUGCAGAACUUUGCUCCCGCUUGCAGACUCUAGAGGCAAAGGCCAACGAGCCGAAUCGUUUCAACAAUCGUGGCGGCCAGUUCCUUAAAGAGGAAAAGGAACGCAAGGCCAUCACCUCGAAGCUGCCCAAGAUUGAGCAGCAGAUCACUGAACUGGUGCACGCCUAUGAGGUGCAAUCGCAUGGCCCGUUUCUGGCUUAUGGCGAGAACAUACUGGAGCUGAUGGCUGGCGAAUGGGAGAACUAUCGGCAGGCCAAGCAGAGCUCGGCCCGCAAGAAGGCCCCGCCCACCACGAGGACGGGCAGCAGCAGCAAAUUGAUGAUGCCACCGCCGACUGCCGGUUCAACGGCCCCUCGCACGCCCCGAAUUUUGAAGAACAUGUCCUCAAUGUCGACCUCGACAAUGUCGUUGCGCAAGACCCCAACAAUCCAGCUGAUCACUCCCAAUAUGACCAAGAGCACUGGGAAUCUGCACAAGCGACUGAAUCCAUCAGCAGCCGCCAGCUCUUCGGGGUAUCGGACUCCCAACGCCAAGCGCAGCCUCAUGAGCUCUCUGAAUUCGAUACGCCAGUCGCCGUCUACCGCACAGCGGCUGGCCCACAGCCAGCUGAAGGCGUCCAAGUCGCCACUAAAGCGGGUCCGCGUCCUGGACAACACAUUGCGUCGCAGCGGGGGAUUGGGCAGACGCAGCAUUGGCACACGCUCGAACAAGAAGGCACGCACAAAAUCAGCGGUGCCGGAUACAAGAUCGCCCAGGGAUUCCCAGUAUAUGACCGAUGAGACCACUGAAAAUGACCGCAAAGCCGGGAUCUCCUAUGAAGAAUUGGUGCCCACGAGUCGCUCCUCAGUGCUGCCCGUCGGCGGGGCUCAGCAUCAGCGCAAUCGCGUGGCUGUGCCACGAAUUCGCCAUGUCCUCGUAAACCACAAUUCGGUGGCGUCGGCCGCCAACACACCGUCAAAGCAGGCGGUCAAUCAGGAGGAGAGGCCUCGAUUUGGCAAUCAAUUGAAGCUCCCAUCGCCACGUGAAAGUCGCAUGUGGCCGAAUCCAUUGGGUCAGAUUUCAUUCCCGGACCAGGGAUGA
Messenger RNA from Drosophila miranda, 1380 nucleotides. Its product is annotated as protein regulator of cytokinesis 1-like. Lineage: Eukaryota; Metazoa; Arthropoda; Insecta; Diptera; Drosophilidae. Gene Ontology annotation, molecular function: microtubule binding. Gene Ontology annotation, cellular component: cytoplasm; mitotic spindle midzone; spindle. Gene Ontology annotation, biological process: microtubule cytoskeleton organization; mitotic spindle midzone assembly. The transcript has 3 exons. The coding region runs from base 1 to 1380 and encodes 459 amino acids. The record is from RefSeq and is a predicted model, not a curated record.